CCCGGCUGGGGCAGCCGCGAGGGACCUGGGGGGGCGCUGGCUUUGGCCCCACCUGGGGCAGGAUGGUGAACCUGGAUCCCAUGCACACAGAGAUCAAGAUGAGUGGGGAUGUAGCAGAUUCCACAGACGCUCGCAGCACUUUCAGUCAGGUGGAGCCAGGAAAUGAUCGAAAUGGCCUUGAUUUCAACAGACAGAUUAAGACAGAGGACCUCGGUGACUCCCUGCAGCAGACCCUCUCCCAUCGGCCAUGCCACCUGAGCCAAGGGCCUACCAUGAUGUCUGGAAACCAAAUGUCUGGGGACAUGACUUCUCUCCAUCCACUGCAGCAGCUUGUGCUGGUCCCUAGCCACUUACAGUCUGUAUCCCAGUUCCUGCUUUCCCAGACUCCUCCUGGGCAGCAAGGUCUGCAGCCGAAUCUUCUCUCCUUUCCACAGCAACAAAGCAGCCUCCUCCUCCCACAGACAGGGCCUGGCCUCACCUCCCAGGGAGUUGGACGCCCUGCGCUGUCCGGAUCCUCCUUAGAACCCCAUCUGGAAGCACCGCAGCAUCUGCCAGUGUCUAAGCAUCUACCUGGAGGGACUGAUGAACCCAGUGACCUGGAGGAACUGGAGAAGUUUGCCAAGACCUUCAAGCAGAGGCGCAUUAAGCUGGGCUUCACACAGGGAGAUGUGGGAUUGGCAAUGGGCAAGCUGUAUGGCAACGACUUCAGCCAGACAACCAUCUCACGAUUUGAGGCCCUCAACCUGAGCUUCAAGAACAUGUGCAAACUCAAGCCACUGCUGGAGAAGUGGCUGAAUGAUGCAGAGUCCUCUCCAUCAGAUCCCUCCACAAGCACACCCAGCUCUUACCCUACUCUCAGCGAAGUAUUUGGCAGGAAGAGGAAGAAAAGGACCAGCAUUGAGACCAACAUCCGCCUGACUUUGGAGAAGAGAUUUCAAGAUAACCCCAAACCCAGCUCAGAAGAGAUUUCCAUGAUUGCAGAGCAGUUGUCCAUGGAGAAAGAGGUGGUAAGGGUCUGGUUCUGCAACAGACGCCAAAAGGAGAAGCGAAUCAACUGCCCUGUGGCCACACCCAUCAAGCCACCCAUCUACAGCUCCCGGCUGGUCUCUCCCUCAGGGUCUUUGGGCCCCCUCUCUGUCCCUCCUGUCCACAGCACCAUGCCUGGAACAGUAACGUCAUCCUGUUCCCCUGGGAACAACAGCAGGCCUUCGUCUCCUGGCUCAGGACUCCAUGCCAGCAGCCCCACAGCAUCUCAAAAUAACUCCAAAGCAGCAAUGAACUCCUCCUCCAGCUUUAACUCCUCAGGAUCUUGGUACCGUUGGAAUCAUCCCACCUACCUCCACUGAGAUAAAAAACUUCCUCCUAAUCCACCUGGUCCCAUGUUCCCACUGGAAAAAGAAGAGUCAUGCCUUCCAUGUGUGGAUAGACUACUUUGAGAAGAGUGGAAGAAAUGCUCACUGUGGAAGAAUGAAUCCACAUUCUUGCCUUCUCCAGGAGGAAGAACCCCUAGAGAAUCAAACUGUGACUGAAGCCCAUGCUGACACCUCAGGCUCUUGAUCUAACCCUUCUAGGACUGCACCAGGCUGGCCUGCCUUGCGUGUGGCUGCCUCCUUGCUCUAAAUGUUUUAAAUGGCUUCACUGUGACUUUGUCUCUUGGAGAAAGAGCAUUCUGUUAUUCUUCAACUUAUCUGUGGGCUUCUGGGAUCAGCCAUUUGCUUGGUGUGCCAAAAUACAAGAAGAGAUAAUGGUUUGGACUCUGACCUCAGCCACAGUCCUGAACCCAUCCCAAAUUCUGUCACAAGACUGGAAUCAGUUGUCUCCACUAAAGCCUUCUAUGAUCAGCAAAGUCUUUUUUCCUGCUGAAUCCGUAUUUUUGCCUCACUUUUUUUUUUUUUUUUUUUUGACACGGUUUCCCUGUAGCCCCAGUUGGCCUAGAACUCACUAUGUAGACCAGGCUAUCCUUGAACUCAAAGAGAUCUUCCUGCCUCUGUCUCCCAAGUGCUGGGAUUAAAGGCAUGUGCCACCAUGCCUGGCACCCCACUUUCUUUUAAUCCUUGCUCCCUUUCCUACAACCAAAUCUAUUCAUUCUAUUCAUUCUUGUAUCCUUCAAGCUCCUUUCUCUCUACAGAUGGCUAAGCUACCAUCUGGGUAUGUUGCUCCAUCCAUUGGUGCUCUUCUGCUGGUCCACAGCUACCCUAACGUUCAAGAAUACUUCUCUCCCUCUGCCUAUGUUUCUCCUCAUCCUAUCCCCUCUCCUCCUCCUGGCUGCAGAAAAGGGAAGAAACACAAGAAAAACCCAUACCCACGUUGCUGGCCACAUACCUGUACAUAGUCCUUCCUGUUUUGCAUUAUGAUCUUUCUUGUUUAAUGUGUAAUUUUCCAAAAGAAUGUUUAACACAGGUGUGAAGUUUGAAGAUGUCUCUGUAAUAUUUUAUCUUCUUUAAAAAGGAGGGAGAUGGUAGCAAAGUGUGGAAUAUUUCCACAGAGUUCCCACAUGAGCUAGGAUUCUGGUGACUUUGGGGGAACAUUGUCUGUGGCAUCCCCUCCUGAGGGCCCUGUGUAGAGCUAUAAUAUGAAGCUAUCUCAGAAAUGGCAACUUUUUUUUUAAAGACUGAAUAUCCAGGAAACAGUUGAGACACAAAGGAAUCGCUGUUUCUAAAUAUAUUUGUAUAGUAUGAC
Molecule: messenger RNA, 2679 nt
Organism: Nannospalax galili (Upper Galilee mountains blind mole rat)
Lineage: Eukaryota; Metazoa; Chordata; Mammalia; Rodentia; Spalacidae
Gene: Pou2f3
Product: POU class 2 homeobox 3
Exons: 13
Coding region: 63-1346 (427 amino acids)
Biological process (GO): regulation of transcription by RNA polymerase II
Cellular component (GO): nucleus
Molecular function (GO): DNA-binding transcription factor activity, RNA polymerase II-specific; RNA polymerase II cis-regulatory region sequence-specific DNA binding
Source: RefSeq, a predicted model, not a curated record